ACAAGACCUAGCGAUCAGAUCUUCAACCUGGAAGAUAUAACCUACACAAGGAAAAUCUUGAAGAAAAGGAGCCCUAGAAAACCUAGCAGCCUUCAUCUUCUUCUUCAUCUUCAUGUGGACACAACAAUGGAACCCUAGCACACUACAACAAGAACCUGACCAGCCGUCACCUUCAGCAACGAACCAGCCACACCAAACGACCUUAAACCCAGCAGCCUUCUCCAACCUAACAAACAAAAACCAUAACCCAUCUUCUUCUUCAAUGCAGAAGACAACACAAAGACCUAGCUAAGCAGCCGCCGGCUACCACCACAAACCGCCAGAAAUUAGCAACCUAACCCCAUGUAACCUAAGCAGCAAGACCACAACCCUAAGCCAUCGAGACCUAGACUCUGAACCAAAUGGUUUCCCCUGAUCGACUCCAUUGCCAGAGCAUUCUCCAGCCGUCGAACCACCAGUAGCCGCCCCUGCACUCACAGCAGCAACCAAAAACGACCCCCUCUAUUAUCUUCUUGUUUAUGAAGUUUUGAAUUAGCUAGGAUUUGUGUUCAAUAUCAUCGCUGCACAAUCGCAAUCGAAGUUCGAGUUCCGAAAAUCUGGCGAGGUUCGGUCAUUCUUUCAAUCCGUCGAGGUCGUUCGAGGUUCCAGUUGCGUCGCGUUUUUGUUCGAGUCAUUGUUUGUUAUUCGAGCUUCGAAACAGACUUGCGAAGACUUAAGCUCGUUCAUACACUGUCCAAGGAAUAUUUCGAUGAGAAGUUUGAACAGUUGUUUAAGAUUGUCGACAAAUCAAAUGGAAUGGAUGAUGGCAAUUUUGAUUUGAGUAACUAUUGAUAAUAUGAUAGGAUGAACGACUGUUACGAACAUCUAUCGGAUAUUAAUGCUGUUCAUGAUGCAUUGCAUAAAGUCAUAGAUGAAAAUGCUACACGUGAGGAAGCGACUUUUGAAGGCAAUCAACAUGUUCAAGAACAAGAGGAAGAGGAACGUUCCAGUGUUGAUAGACUGAGCAGAGAUAGAAAUGAUGAACAAUUAUCAACUGAGAAUGUUGGAAGCAAGCAAGGUGCAGAUAAUCAAGUUGUUGACAUUGAAGAACAUAUUGCUCAUGAUGCAUCACAUAAAGUCGCAGAUGAUAAUGCUACACGUGAGAAAGCGGCUCUUGAAGGCGAUGAACAUGUUCAACAACAAGUUGGAGAGGAACAAUCUAGUGUUUAUAGACUGAGUAAAGAUGGAAAUGAUGAAGAGUUAUAAACUGAGAAAGGUGCAGAUGAUCAAGUUGUUGAUACUGAAAAACAUGCACCGAGUUGUGCUUUGGUCAGUGAUAUUGCAAAAGGCAAUUUGUUUAGCGAUGGAAAUAAAGCACCUGUUGGUACUUUAGAACUGACAUCGAGUGAUGUGUCUAGCACUAUUGGGAAAGACAAUCGGUUUGUAGAAGCACUAGCUAUUUGCAAGGAACUUGUAGGUGAAGAUACACAGGAAAUUGUUACUAUGGAAGUUGAAAAUAUUUGUGCUUCAAUUGACACAACUCAAAAACUCUCUGAUAAUGCUAAAUUGAAUGAAGAUAGAGUUGAGAAAAACCUUCCAGAAAAUACUCCAAUGCUCCUCGACAUUGGUGCACAAUUGAAUGAAGCUAGAAUUGUUGAUAUCGACAAAGGCAUGCAACCUGUGGAAACCACAACGGAAGACAAACGUCAAGAAAGACUCAAUGCAGCUCAAAAAGAAUUUGAUAUAGGCGUAUCUGAAGGUAAAGGAAGUGCAUCUGUUGGAAUGCAAACACCAUUUGUGUCUCAAAACUUAGAUCAGAUCUCAUCUGAUGCAUCGCAACUUAUUCCAAAUCCUAAGAGAAGGAAGAUUUCCAGUUCUCCUAUAUGUGACACCAGUGAUAUCCUGAACUUCAAUUUAUGUUCAUUUUUGUUGGGUAGUACACAAGGGAGUGGUUCAGAAGGUAAUUCUGCCGCUGUUGUUGUUGGUGAAGAGAGACAAGAACAUCAUGAACAACAAAGAGUUGGUGAAGUAUCCGAAAAUUAUAUAUUGCAGGACAAAAUAAUAAGCAUUUUUAGCAGAUGAACUAAAAAACUUCAGCAUAUUAAAAAUUAUAUGAAAAAUAUUUUACAUA
Messenger RNA from Nicotiana tabacum (common tobacco), 2110 nucleotides. Lineage: Eukaryota; Viridiplantae; Streptophyta; Magnoliopsida; Solanales; Solanaceae. The record is from RefSeq and is a predicted model, not a curated record.